This is a messenger RNA of Anopheles cruzii, 1262 nucleotides long. RefSeq names its product angio-associated migratory cell protein. The coding region runs from base 1 to 1245 and encodes 414 amino acids. Gene Ontology annotation, molecular function: protein binding. The record is from RefSeq and is a predicted model, not a curated record. The transcript has 3 exons. NCBI's taxonomy places the organism in Eukaryota, Metazoa, Arthropoda, Insecta, Diptera, Culicidae.
AUGCGUAACAACACUCCGCCUCAUUCACCGCAUCUACUCGGUGAGGAGGAGGAGGAAGAUGACGAGCUGGUUUACGUUGGCGAUGCAGACGAAGUGCUCGAUGCCUGGGAACGGGAGGCCAAUGCGGGCAUGGACGAAGACGAUGAAGAAGACGAAGAGCUUAUGGCCGGCGAUGAAGCUGCCGCUGGAAACCACAGCCGAUUGCCUGGGCGCGAUGAUGCCAAGCUAACGUUCAGCAAACACACAUCCCCGGUGUUCUGUGGCGCCCUGCACCCAACGGAAGACCUCGCUGUAACGGGUGGGGAAGACGAUAAGGCGUACGUCUGGAACACCAUCACCGGCGAGGUGGUGCACGAAGUGACCAACCAUAACGAUUCGGUGAUUGCGGUCGACUUUAGCCACGACGGAGCGUUUGUCGCGACGGGCGAUAUGGCCGGGUACAUUCAGGUGUUUAAAGUGAGCCAAAACUAUCGCCAAGUCUGGGAGUUUACGCUGGGCGACAUGUGCUGGAUGCGGUGGCACACGGGAGCGCACGUGCUUUUGGCCGGUGCACAGACGGGCGAGGUGUACGUCUGGCGGAUACCGUCGGGCGACUGUAAGGUGCUACAGGGACACGGUGCAACCUGCGAGGCAGCCGAACUAACGCACGAUGGCAAGAAGCUGGCCGUUGGGUACGGCGAUGGACACUUUAAGCUGUGGGAUCUUAAAACGAACACCACGGUGAUGGAUGUGCCGCCAGGGCCCGGAUCCUCUACCAGCAUCAUUUCACUAGCGGUCGAUCGGGAAAGUCAACUGUUCGUGACCGGCGGAGAUGGCGGCUGUGCGUGCAUCAUCGGGGCUAAUGGACCGGUCGGAAAGCUGGCGGAUUCAAGCGCGGCGGACAGUACGGUUGAAUCGGUGCUCAUCGAUUAUCCCGAUUUCGAGCUAAAGGUGGCGGCUACGGGAACGCUACUGGGCACGGUAACGAUCUGGGAUGUGGCGCGACAAACCAAGCGGGUCCAAUGUAGCGACGAUGAGCCAACGGGAAUCACGAAGAUGCUCUGGCUGAAGGACAGUACGAUUUGCGCCGGAACGCUCGGAGGACAGAUCAAGGCGUGGGAUCUACGAAGCGGGUCGAUGCGAUUCACGCUGGAGGGUCACUGGGACGCCGUGCAGGCCCUCGUCUACCACAAAGAAAAGAACCUUAUCCUGUCGGCAUCCGAAGAUGGGACGGUGAAACUAUUCGACGUCCCGACGGUUGAGUGACGAGAAGAUACCUUGCC